Molecule: messenger RNA, 2301 nt
Organism: Odontomachus brunneus
Lineage: Eukaryota; Metazoa; Arthropoda; Insecta; Hymenoptera; Formicidae
Gene: Scamp
Product: secretory carrier-associated membrane protein 5B
Exons: 8
Coding region: 183-1244 (353 amino acids)
Biological process (GO): protein transport
Cellular component (GO): trans-Golgi network membrane; recycling endosome membrane
Source: RefSeq, a predicted model, not a curated record
GAUCAUAGUGAUGAACGUCGCUCGAGAUUAACGACUAAUGUAACGGCGUUACCGUGAGUAACGGCGAAACCAUGGAUCGUCAAGCUUAGACGGAUUUAGAUAAGAUUAUUCGAGUACGUUAAAGUCGAAGAAAUAUUGAACGUCUCGGCCACAUAUCAUCGGCGUAGGAACGAGUACGAGAGAUGUCCGGCUUCGACGAGAAUCCUUUCGGGGAACCUACGAUUAACGAUCCAUUUUCGGAUCCAGCGAUACGAAGAGCUGUCAACUCUACUCCAGCCAGUAGAGGUCUUGAAGACUACAAUCCUUUUGCUGAACAAGGCACACAAGGAACUACACAAGUCAGAGGAGCAUUAAAUCCACCUAUCUAUGGUGGAGUUGGUGCAACACAGCAACCAGCAACACUUCAACCUACUAAUCAAGAAGCUCCUCCUCCUGCAUAUGCACGUAGUCCUCAACAAACAGUCAAUACUGCAUUGGGAAGCACCGUACCACUUCCAUCAGAUCAACGAGCAGAAUCAGAAUGGAAACCCAGGACAGAAGAAGAAAUGAGAAAUACUCCUUAUUAUCCAAGAAGAAAUAAUUGGCCACCUUUACCAGAUAAGUGUUGUUUCCAACCAUGUUUCUAUCAAGAUAUUGAUGUUGAAAUACACACUGAUUUCCAAAAGAUAGUGAGACAAUUAUAUUACCUUUGGAUGUUUCACGGUUGUAUCCUGCUAUUAAACGUGAUCGGAGGAUUUGUCUUAAUGCUUUGUGGCCAAGGUUUCUCGGCAUUUGGACUGGCUAUCUUAUAUCUUAUACUCUUUACACCGUUUUCCUUUAUGUGUUGGUUUAGACCAGCAUAUAGAGCUUUUAAGAAUGACAGCUCGUUUAACUUCAUGGUGUUUUUCUUUGUCUUCUUCUUUCAAUUGGUUGUUACUUCUAUCCAAGCUAUAGGUAUUCCGGGUGCAGGAACUUGUGGUGUAAUAACUGCAAUUGAGCAAUUCGAUUCGACGGCCAAAGGUAUCUUCGUCGGUCUUCUUAUACUUUUCAUCGCUAUUUGUUUCAUUCUGGCUGCAGGCGGUGAUCUCUUACUGCUCACUAAGAUUCAUCGCAUCUAUCGUACUUCAGAUGCAAGCGUUACGAAGGCACAACAAGAGUUUGCAACAACAUUUUUGCGAAAUGAACAUGUGCAGAACGCGGCGAGCAAUGUUGCAGCAACUGCAGUUCGCACGCAGAUGGCUAAUGCAACCCAACCGCGUUAUUAAAAAAUUCUACUACUUAUUUGUACACUACGUUCUGGCUUUAUAUCAUUCAGUAACUGAAUAGAUCUCAUUAGUUCUGCUGUAUAUGGAUAAAAAGAAAGAAAAGAUUAUAGAAAUGCAAUAUAUCGCAAAACUUAUUCUUACAAUGAGACGCUGCAAUAUAUGAAAAUUGUGCUUCACGUUCAAAUUUAAUCUCUGAUGUACAUUGUCUUAACAGUGUUAACUGUACAGCCAGUACUGGCGAAAUAUUGAAGUAUUAACAAAUAUUCUGAACUCCUUCUAAUCUAAUGUACUUGUUUCUGGAAGUGAUAAUAAUAUUCUAUGUUUCAAAAGAAACUAUAUACAUAUAUAUAUAUAUAUAUAUGUGACACGUGUAACAUUUUGCAUGAGUUCGAUAUAUUCGUUCUUUAUCAUUUAUUAUGCGCGUUGAAAUCAUAAAAUUAGGUUAUUACACAUGUGAGUGAGUUAUAUAUUAAUUAUGAUUAUAUUAAUAAUCAUGUCUAUAAUUUUAUUACAUAAUUGCUUACAUUUACUAGCUUUUAUAUUUUAGUGGCACAGUCUCAUGACAAUGUGAUCAUGUAUAAGCUAGAAGUAUACACUAAAGUAAUUAACUUUACUUCAAGUAAAAGAACAAUUGCAAAGUUAGGCUUAUGACAUAAUUAGGUUCGUAUUUGUUAAAUAUUAUAAAUGUUAAUUUACUUAUGAAUAUUCACAAACAGCCUUUUUGUAAACCUUGUGAAAAAUCCUGUACAUUCCUUUUUACAUGAUAUGGUGGACUAUCUUUUAUCAUGGCUGUUAUUUUGUAUUAGAGAGAAGAGAAGUCUCUGUUUUUAUAUUAAAAUAUAAAUUCUGUGAAAUAAUGUUGACACACACAGAGAUAUAUUUUGAUUGAGUAUUUUAUGAAUUUGUACGAAUAAUGAUUAUUUUUAUAAUCUAAUAUGAACACACUAUGGAAUUAUUCGUGAUUAUUGUAAGAAAUUUAUAUAAUUUUCUCAAUUUAAAAACAUAAAACAUGCGAUUGUUAUUUGUUGAAACUGAAAUAUAGUAACGUUUAUUUGUA